UGCGACGUCGAACAACCUGUGUAGUUAUCUUCUGAAAAGAAAUCGAAAUUUCUGCUGUUUUACUUCUUGAAAACUAAGAAAAAUGACCGACGUUGCGGAAAAACAACCUCUUUACACACCGUUCUUCGGAGCAAUGGGUGCAACAGCAGCUAUGGCCUUCAGUGCCUUGGGAGCUGCCUAUGGCACAGCCAAGUCUGGUACUGGAAUCGCUGCCAUGUCUGUGAUGAGGCCAGAGCUGAUCAUGAAGUCUGUGAUCCCUGUUGUCAUGGCUGGUAUCAUUGCCAUCUACGGGCUGGUCGUAGCUGCCCUCAUUGCCAACAGUAUCACCAAAGACUACACACUCUUCACGAGCUUCUGCCACUUGGGUGCAGGACUGAGUGUGGGUUUGAGUGGUCUAGCUGCAGGGUUUGCCAUUGGAAUCGUGGGAGACGCUGGUGUGAGAGGAACAGCACAACAACCCAGAUUAUUUGUCGGAAUGAUCCUUAUUCUAAUUUUUGCUGAAGUAUUGGGUCUAUACGGACUUAUUGUAGCUCUUAUCCUGGCUACCAGAGGAUAACGCUUCCGCAGUCUACUAUAUACAGAACUUACUAUAGGAACAAUUGGAAACCAUUCAUACUAGAUACAAGCAGGCGAGUGACCCUCGACUAACAUUCCGAUUGUAGCAUCUUCCUGUAUCUGACUAUCAACUUUGAAAUACACUUUUUGUUUAUUGAGUCAUUUUUACGUAAAUUUUUAGAAUUCUUGUCAGAACAAAGUACAAUCUGUAAAAUGGGACAAAUUGUUGUGUGAAGUUUUGAUCGUCUUUUCUGUUAUUGGGUUAUAAAUAUUAUUUAUACUUUCUUAGAUCAUUGCCGACAGGUUAAGAGUUGGACAUAGCCCGUACUUCAACACCCGUGUUGGUCUUUAUGGUAAAGAUUCAUGUGACAUGUUCCAGUUAUCUUUAUGUUGAAAGUAGCGUUGUAUAUAUCCACUAACAGUUGCUAAUGAAAGGGCAUGUCUGAAUAUUUGAGAGUUGUAAUGAAAUCAACAAUUUAUUGGUCAUCAAUAUAUUCAUUGCUACUAAAUCAUGCAUUUUUAAUCCCUAGAGUGAUUUGAACAGUAUCACCAGGUUGUAUGUGUGUGGUUUGAGGAUGAUUGAAGACGAUCAUGUUGAUUUGUGAUUAUGUUUUCUAGUGGUGCAGAUGAAUCCAAUUAUUUAUAUAUUACUUACAAUGUUAUAGAGGAGGAAUCCAAUCAUGGAAUUAUUUACAUUUUAAAAUGAUUUGAAUGAUUUCUUUUGUGUAUUUUGUCCUGUGUGUUAUAAUAUAUGAUACAAAAUAUAUUUGGAAAUGUAGAUAUAUUUUUUGUUUGUUUUAGUCUGCAAUGCAGACAGUGAUACAUGCUAGCCAGUCAUUUUUGCGAGAGUGUGAGAGAAAUGUUGGAAAAUAUGGGUCGGAAAACAGGAUAAAUAUUACGGAACUGCUUACAUUUUUCAUAGUAGUAACAUAAAAGUGCUUGUCUAAUAGAAAAGAAGAAAAUCAAAUUUGCAUACAAAGUAAAAAGUAUCAGCUCUUUGUGUCACAGAAACCAGUCAUUGAAAACCUUGACGCCAAAAUCUACAUUGUACCAUUGAUAACCAUAUACUUUCACAAGUAUGGAUGUAGUCUUAAUUUCUGCUUCAUGUAAUGUCUAAGGAAUUAAGUUGUCUCCAUUAACCCCUCAUGUUAUAACUAGUCUAACAACUUCGUCAUUAGGUUGAUAUAUACAAUACUUUUCAGUAAUUGAUAAAAAAUGAGACACGAGUACCAAACAGUUUUGUUUCAUUGAUGUGUAGAAUUUUGUGAAUGUUCCAGUAUUUAAACACAUUAGAAACCUAUGUUGUAGCUCCGAUAGUUGUAGGUAUAUCUAUUGUAUGUAUAGGACCAGCUGUAUUCAAGGGAGCUGGAAAUUCGGUCACUUUCUAGUUAAAAACAAAUCCCUAGCAGAAAGAUUUUCAAAAUUUUUUUUCUCCAACCAUGUAAAACAAAAUUUGCAUGAAUGAUAUACACAAGAAAUUAUAAAUAUGAUAUUGUCAUUUUCAUGUACAGAGUAAAUUUGUUUUCAUGUCGGUGAGAGUAUUAAACAGUCACCACAAAAA
Messenger RNA from Ylistrum balloti, 2116 nucleotides. RefSeq names its product V-type proton ATPase 16 kDa proteolipid subunit c. The record is from RefSeq and is a predicted model, not a curated record. Lineage: Eukaryota; Metazoa; Mollusca; Bivalvia; Pectinida; Pectinidae. Gene Ontology annotation, cellular component: proton-transporting V-type ATPase, V0 domain. Bases 83 to 556 code for a protein of 157 amino acids. Gene Ontology annotation, molecular function: proton-transporting ATPase activity, rotational mechanism. The transcript is spliced from 3 exons. Gene Ontology annotation, biological process: proton transmembrane transport.